Molecule: messenger RNA, 1796 nt
Organism: Arabidopsis lyrata subsp. lyrata
Lineage: Eukaryota; Viridiplantae; Streptophyta; Magnoliopsida; Brassicales; Brassicaceae
Product: MDIS1-interacting receptor like kinase 1
Exons: 1
Coding region: 13-1374 (453 amino acids)
Molecular function (GO): protein binding
Source: RefSeq, a predicted model, not a curated record
CAGUACACAAUAAUGAACUCUUACUCUUUCACUCUCUUCAUCUUUGCCGCCAUUAUCUUUCUCCGGUGUUCAAGUUCGACCAAAGCUGCCACUUGUCACCCUGAUGAUGAGGCGGGUCUUUUAGCUUUCAAAUCGGGUAUAACCCAAGAUCCUUUGGGCCAUCUGAACUCGUGGAAGAAAGGUACUGAUUGCUGCUCAUGGGUGGCUGUUACUUGCACUAGGGGCAAUCGCGUCACUGAACUAAACCUAGACGGAUCUAGCGUUCUUGGCGGAAUCUUUCUCUCUGGCACUAUCUCCCCGUUGUUGACCAAACUUCAACACCUUGAGGUGAUUUCCUUAAUCUCUUUUCGAAAGAUGACUGGCUCUUUUCCUCUGUUUCUUUUUCGAUUACCAAAGCUAAGGUACCUUAACAUCAUGAAUAAUCAUCUCCCCGGUCCACUUCCAGCCAACAUCGGCACGCUACACCAGUUGGAAGACCUAAUUCUCGAGGGAAACCAGUUCACUGGUCAGAUCCCGAGUUCCAUAUCCAAUUUGACUAGGUUAUUUCGGCUCAAUCUUGGCGGCAACCGCCUCUCUGGCACCAUCUCAGAUAUAUUUAAACCCAUGACGAACCUCCAACAUCUUGAUCUCUCCCGCAACGGAUUCUCCGGGAAACUUCCUCCAUCGUUUUCAUCGCUUGCACCGACCCUCAAAUAUCUCGAUCUGAGCCAGAACAAUCUCUCGGGAACGAUUCCGGACUAUUUAUCAAGAUUCGAGACGCUUUCCACAUUGGUUCUCUCCAAGAAUCAGUACUCGGGGGUUGUGCCAACGAGUUUCGCUAAUUUAACCAGUAUUUACUAUCUCGAUCUCUCCCACAAUCUCUUAACCGGUCCAUUCCAUGCCUUGAAGAGUAGCAUCGGCUAUCUUGAUCUAUCGUACAACCAAUUUAACCUGAAAACCAUUCCGGAAUGGGUGACCUCGUCGACGAGUUUGUACUCACUAAAGUUGGCUAAAUGCAGUAUCAAGAUGAACUUAAGCGAUUGGAGGCCAGUGAAGACCAAAUUGUUCAAUAACAUCGAUCUGUCCGAAAACGAGUUCUCAGGGAGUCCAACAUGGUUCCUAAACAAGACGGAGGAUCUAUUGGAGUUCCAGGCGUCGGGAAACAAACUCCAAUUUGACAUGGGGAAGUUGAGUUUCGCAAAGUCACUUAGAAUCUUGGACCUAUCAAGGAACUUGGUAUUUGGGAAGGUGCCAUGGACAGUGGCUAAACUGAAGAAACUAAAUUUGAGUCAAAACCAUCUUUGUGGAAAGCUUCCGGUGACAAAGUUCCCAGCUAGCGCGUUUGCGGGUAACGAUUGUCUUUGUGGCUCUCCACUUUCUCCUUGUAAAGCUUAGCGGCAAUAUAUCUAUAGGUUGGCAUUUAGAUUUACUUGUGACAACUAAUAAGAUUUGAAUUAAUAAAAAUAAUGUAACUCUUAGAUACGAAGGAGCUCCAUUACAACUUGACAAGGGCAUGUGUUAGUGAAAAGUAAAUGUUCGGAAAAUAUCCUCUCACUGUCGGAAGAGAGCUGUUGAGCGGCUAAGUCGUGAAGAGCUGGUCGAGAGAGCUUUCUAGAUCUAAAAAAGAAAAAGCCUUUUGAACAUUGGUUUAAAAAUUGUUUCAGGAAAUGAAUCAUAGGAAAUAAAUCGAUUAGAGCAUUGUAGAGAUUAUACGACUAUUGCUUAAAAAAAACAAACGUCUUUUUUUUUUUUGAACAAAGAAACAAACCAACGUCUUAAAUUCUAAACUCCCACUAAAACAACUUGACCAACAACCU